Messenger RNA from Amorphotheca resinae ATCC 22711, 2607 nucleotides. RefSeq lists its product as hypothetical. Bases 1 to 2607 code for a protein of 868 amino acids. The transcript has 3 exons. Gene Ontology annotation, molecular function: metal ion binding; phosphoribosyl-ATP diphosphatase activity; histidinol dehydrogenase activity. NCBI's taxonomy places the organism in Eukaryota, Fungi, Ascomycota, Leotiomycetes, Helotiales, Amorphothecaceae. Gene Ontology annotation, cellular component: cytoplasm. The record is from RefSeq and is a predicted model, not a curated record. Gene Ontology annotation, biological process: L-histidine biosynthetic process.
AUGGACACCACCCUGCCUCUGCCUUUCCUCCCCACGGUGGAUCUGGGGAAGGGCCCAGUUGAAUCGACGGAGGGCUUGACCAGGAAACAACUGUCAUACCUCGGAUGCGUUCAUUUCGUAGCGAGUAGCGCGAACGUCGACACCCUCCUUCAAUUCCUCCAGGGACACUCUGGAAUCGAAACGUACGUCGAUGUGACGGCAAUUGACUCGACAGACGACGUUAUCUCAAUCCUAGACGCCGGCGCACGCAAGGUCUUUGUAGCAGUGGGCCAACAGCUGGACUCGUUGAAGGCGUACCCAGAUCGUGUGGUUCCCGUCUUUUCGACCCAAGAUCACCCUGCUUCCGGCGACAUAUACUCCAAUGGCGUCUUGUUCAACGCUGGCGAUGAUAAGUCUCCUUCUGAGCAAGUUCUCCAGCAAUUGAAGGCCCGCAAGGUGUCACCAAUCUUUCUUGUGGCUCCCAAAAUCGACUUCGAGUCCGCUAUCAAGGUCGCAACUGAAUAUUCCGCCAUCCCAAUCAUACCUGCUACGCGACUUACGAUAGACAAGGCUGACAAGGAACGGAUUUCGGUUCCCGCAGCCAUUGGAGGAUCAUGGUCUUCCGACAGGCCUGAUAAAUUAAUUCCUACGGUAGUCACAGAUGAGAGAGGAAUUGCCCUGGGACUGGUAUAUAGCAGUGAGGAGAGUUUGGCGGAGUCGCUGAAGACUGGAACGGGGGUAUACCAAAGCCGCAAGCGGGGCCUGUGGUACAAGGGUGCAACGUCCGGGGAUACGCAGGAGCUCGUCCGGGUAGCUUUGGACUGCGACCAAGAUUGCUUGAAGUUUGUGGUCCGUCAAAAAGGCCGUGGUUUCUGUCACCUACCCCAGUCGACAUGUUUCGGUGAACUUCGAGGGCUCUCAAAACUUGAGAAGACACUGGUUUCGCGAAAAGCAUCCGCCCCUGAAGGAUCAUACACAGCACGCUUGUUCUCGGAUGAGAAGCUAUUGCGAGCUAAAAUAAUGGAGGAGGCUGAAGAAUUGUGUGAUGCAAAGACCAAGCAAGAUGUUGCAUUUGAAGCUGCUGAUCUCAUAUACUUUGCAUUGACAAAGGCCGUCAGCGCUGGUGUAAGCCUUGCAGAUAUUGAACGAAGCCUUGAUGCCAAGAGUGUGAAGGUUAAGAGGAGACAAGGUGAUGCAAAGGGACAGUGGGCCGCCAAAGAGGGUAUUACGAAUGGUUCUACCAGUGCUGCCCCCGCACCAAAAGCUGCCGAUGAGAAGGUUGAGUCAAACAAUGGACGAAUUGCCAUGAAGCGAUAUAACGCUUCAACAAUAUCAGCAGCAGAGCUUAAGGAUGUGCUACAGAGGCCGUCACAGAAGUCUACUGAUGUGAUAAUGGGAAUUGUGAAACCGAUUAUCCAGGAAGUACGGACUGGAGGUGAUAAAGCUCUUCUUGGCUUUACCCACAAAUUCGAAAAGGCAACAUCACUCACAUCCCCCGUUCUCAAGGCUCCAUUCCCACAAGCCCUCAUGAACCUUCCGGCCGAGACCAUUAAAGCAAUUGAUGCCUCAUUUGAGAACAUUCGCAAAUUCCACGCAGCACAGAAGGAAGAAAAGCCACUGAGAGUGGAGACAAUGCCUGGAAUUAUCUGUAGUAGAUUUUCCAGGCCAAUUGAGCGUGUUGGUCUGUAUGUUCCGGGUGGCACAGCUGUAUUGCCAAGUACUGCUCUUAUGCUUGGCGUACCAGCCAUGGUCGCUGGUUGUAAGAAGAUUGUUCUCGCAUCGCCGCCUCGUUCAGAUGGUAGCAUAAGCCCCGAGAUCGUCUACAUUGCCCACAAAGUUGGCGCAGAGAGCAUUGUCUUGGCUGGAGGGGCCCAAGCUGUAGCAGCGAUGGCUUACGGUACCGAAAACGUCAGCAAGGUGGACAAGAUCCUCGGACCGGGCAACCAAUUCGUUACCGCAGCCAAGAUGUACGUCAGCAACGAUACCAAUGCCGGUGUGAGCAUUGAUAUGCCUGCUGGUCCAUCCGAAGUACUGGUAAUUGCAGACAAAUACGCCAACCCAGCCUUCGUUGCAUCAGACCUCUUGUCACAAGCCGAGCAUGGUGUUGACAGCCAAGUGAUCUUGAUUGCUGUCGAUCUGUCUGAGAAAGAGCUGGCGGCCAUCGAAGAUGAGCUACAUGCACAGAGCAUGGCAUUGCCACGCGUAGAUAUUGUCAGGGGAUCCAUUCAACAUUCCGUCACCCUUGAAGUCAAGAGUGUAGAAGAGGCCCUGAAGCUAAGUAAUGAAUAUGCUCCAGAGCAUCUAAUCCUGCAGCUCAAGGAUGCAGCAAGUGCUGUUGAUCUUGUUGAGAAUGCAGGCAGUGUAUUCAUUGGUGAAUGGACACCAGAGAGUGUCGGUGAUUAUUCCGCUGGAGUUAACCACUCAUUGCCAACCUACGGCUACGCCAAGCAGUACUCAGGAGUCAAUCUCGGAUCCUACGUCAAGCACAUCACGAGCUCAAACCUGACAGCUCAAGGCCUGAGAAAUAUCGGCGGUGCAGUGAUGCACCUAGCCAAGGUCGAGGAACUGGAGGCCCACAGGAGAGCUGUGAGCAUCAGAUUGAAGUACAUGGACGACAAUAAGAUAUGA